UUAAAAGCUUUGGGGGCCGAGGAGUUCCACCAUUAAAAGCAGAGAGCUUCGUCACCUUACUUUGCUCAGCUUUUAUCUCCGAUCAGGCUCUCGAGCUUUUCUUCUUCUUCUCUGUAAAGGCUCUGAGACUUUUUCCAAAAGCUCGAUCGAAUUCAGGCUGUGUAAAUUUGCACACGCUGCCCCUUUGAACAUAUUAUACACUAUUUGAUGGCUUGGUCCCUUGUUUUAUUUUUUGUCGAAGCUCAUACUUUUUUAACCUUUUUCCAACCAAUUAAUUGAAAGAGCUAAUUCAGGUAUGAAUUUCUUUUGUCUUUUCCCAUCAGGUUGUGUACUUCACAUUGUUAUGUAUAUGAUAUUUCUACAGCUGAAGUGAAGCAUCCAUCACUCUUGAGUUCACUGGGUCCUUUGUACCAUUUAUUAUAAGGAUCAUUUAUUUAAAAUCAAUCAGUGUAGCUUUCUUACACAAGCAUUUUCUACUGGAACCUUGGAAUAUGUCGAGUGGUUCUGUUAGACAGGUCUCGCGUCAAGAUAUACAACUGGUGCAGAACCUUAUCGAGCGAUGUCUCCAGCUUUACAUGAACCAGAAAGAAGUGGUAGAUACUCUACUGGACCAGGCAAAAAUAGAGCCUGGUUUCACGGAACUUGUUUGGCAGAAGCUUGAGGAAGAGAAUCGGGAAUUCUUCAGGGCUUAUUAUUUAAGAUUGAUGGUGAAGCACCAAAUAAUAGAAUAUAACAGGUUGCUUGAGCAACAGGUGAGGUUAAUGAGUCAGUUGCACUCAAGUGGAGUUGCUUCAAUACCUAGUACCAAUGGAUCUCACAUUUCACCAAUGCACCAAAACGCCCCAUGCUAUGCGCCAGAGCAUGUAGGACCAGCAUUGAAGACAGAAAAUAUACACCACCAAGUUGGUUCCUGCGUACCUAAUGCAUUUACGAAUGGUGGGUCUUCAUUGCACACUAGUAUGCACAAUGCUGUUAAAAUGUCUCCUCAUACCAGUAGGAUUGAUGUCCCACCAAACAUGCUUUCGAAUCAGAGCUCCAACGUAGGUCUGAUGCAAGGAAUAAAUGGGGGAAUUAUCAAAUCAGAAGUUGGAUAUUCAGGCAGUUCUUACAUGUUUAGCGCUGAUGCAAACAUCCUGGAAGCACGGCCCACUAUUGGAGAUGCUUCUGUUGCAGCAUUCAACAGCGUAGAGUCCAACUCACAGCCCCUAAAUGAAUCACUUCUUGACGCAGACUCUUCAUCAUUUGGUUUUUUACGUCAGAUUCCUCGAAUUUUCAGCCUCUCGGACCUGACAGCUGACUUUUCGCAGAGCUCAGACAUACUGGAGAGCUAUCCUAGAUCACCCUUCUUAGCAACAGAUAAUGAUAACUUCCUGGAUUCUCGUGAAAGAGAACAUCAAGGAGACAAUAACCGGUUGGACACCAUUUCAGAAGGCGUAAGCUAUGAAGAUUUUGGCAGUGAAUAGUAAUAAAAUUUCAGAAGUAAAAUUUCAUGCUAGGACAGAAGGGUUUGUACAUACCAUUUAAGAUUUUGGUUGAUGUGUAAAAUUCAGUGAUGGUAGUGAGAAAGAGAAUGACAGUAGAGUGCUUCUUUACAAGUGGACAGCAAGGUUGAAUUGCUUGAUGAAAUCGUUUUUGAGAUCGUCGAUAUGCUGCAGGUUUGAUAUAGUCGGUUAUCUUUGAGGUAUAUUUAUCUUUGAAACAAAUGUGGUUUUGAUGAUGGUGAUCUGUGCACAAUCCAAAGAAGAAAUGACAGAGAGGAAACUAAUGCUUGUGUGUGUUGAUCUUAUUAUGCUUCAAUUAGAAUUGUUGACAUCUAAUAAAGAAAUCUAGUUGCAAUUGGUUCUGUUUAAUUUUAUACAUAAUUUCAGAAGUGGGGAUAUAAAUUGCA
Messenger RNA from Prunus persica (peach), 1888 nucleotides. RefSeq lists its product as uncharacterized. Lineage: Eukaryota; Viridiplantae; Streptophyta; Magnoliopsida; Rosales; Rosaceae. The transcript is spliced from 8 exons. The coding region runs from base 492 to 1463 and encodes 323 amino acids. The record is from RefSeq and is a predicted model, not a curated record.